Hipposideros armiger (great roundleaf bat) is the source of this 1535-nucleotide messenger RNA. It is a transcript of the gene CYP2S1, whose product is annotated as cytochrome P450 family 2 subfamily S member 1. Bases 253 to 1449 code for a protein of 398 amino acids. The record is from RefSeq and is a predicted model, not a curated record. Gene Ontology annotation, cellular component: intracellular membrane-bounded organelle; cytoplasm. Gene Ontology annotation, molecular function: oxidoreductase activity, acting on paired donors, with incorporation or reduction of molecular oxygen, reduced flavin or flavoprotein as one donor, and incorporation of one atom of oxygen; iron ion binding; arachidonate epoxygenase activity. Gene Ontology annotation, biological process: epoxygenase P450 pathway; xenobiotic metabolic process. The transcript has 7 exons. NCBI's taxonomy places the organism in Eukaryota, Metazoa, Chordata, Mammalia, Chiroptera, Hipposideridae.
CCACCCCCACCCUGAAAAAACAAAGGUGACUAAAAAACAACCGUUCGAGAGCACGUCCCGGACGUCAGGCAGAGGCUACGUGUGAUCUGGGACAAAGAACGCCGUCGGCAGGGAGAAAAUCCUGCGUGUAGGCGGGGGGAGGGACUAGCUGCCCGGCUUCCCUCCGCCUGAUUUCGUUGCGGAGGGAGCGGCCUGGACUGGGCCAGCCGCGUGGAGCGCCUGGGAGCAAGGAGAAGGAGUCAACUUGCGGAGAUGGAGGCGGUCAGCACCUGGGCGCUGCUGCUGGUGGUGCUACUCCUGGUGAUACCGCUGAUGCUGCGCUGGACCCGGACCCCAGGCCACCUGCCCCCGGGGCCCGCGCCGCUGCAGUUGCUGGGGAACCUCCUGCAACUCCGGCCCGGGGCGUUGUACUUGGAGCUCUUACAGGUGUGGAGCGGCGGGGACGCCCUGGCUAGACAGCCAUUUGACCCCUCCCUGCUGCUGGCCCAGGCCACCUCCAAUGUUGCCUGCUCCCUCACCUUUGGCCUCCGUUUCCCCUACGAGGAUAAGGAGUUCCAGGCCGUGGUCCGGGCUGCUAAUGGCAUCCUGCUGGGCAUCAGCUCCCCUUGGGGCCAGGCCUACGAGAUGUUUUCCUGGCUCCUGUGGCCCCUUCCAGGCCCCCGCACACAGCUCCUCAGCCAUGUGGGCACUCUGGCCACCUUCGCCAUUGAACAGGUGCAGCGGCACCGGGGGAGUCUGGACGCCUCAGGCCCUGCACGCGAUGUUGUGGAUUCCUUCCUGCUGAAGAUGGCAAAGGAGGAACAAGACCCAAACACAGAAUUCACUGACAAGAACUUGCUGAUGACAGUCAUUUAUCUGCUGUUUGCCGGGACAGGAACGGUUAGCACCACGGUCCGAUACACCCUCCUGCUUCUGAUGAAAUAUCCGGAGGUCCAAGAGCGUGUGCGGGAGGAGCUGACAAGAGAGCUGGGGGCUGGCCGGGCGCCAAGCCUGGGGGACCGAACCCGCCUCCCGUACACUGACGCGGUUCUGCAUGAGGCGCAACGGCUGCUGGCGCUGGUGCCCAUGGGGAUACCCCGCGCCCUCACGAGGACCACCUGCUUCCGAGGGUACACCCUGCCCCAGGGCACUGAGGUCUUCCCUCUCUUGGGCUCUGUCCUUCAUGACCCAGAGGUCUUCAAGCAGCCAGAGGAGUUCAACCCAGGUCGAUUCCUGGAUGCAGAAGGAAGGUUCAAAAAACAGGCAGCAUUCCUGCCCUUCUCCUUAGGUAAGCGUGUCUGCCUUGGGGAGGGCCUGGCUCGAGCAGAGCUCUUCCUCCUGGUCACCGCCAUCCUACAGGCCUUCUCCCUGGAAAGUCCAUGUCCACCAGGUGCCCUGAGCCUCCAGCCAGCCAUCAGUGGCCUUUUUAACAUCCCCCCUGCCUUCCAGCUGCAAGUCCGGCCCCGCUGACCUCCACCCCAUCCCACUGUAUGGACCAGAUGAAGGAGGGGUUUGCGGAGGUGGCAGCCUCAGCGUUGGACAUGGACAUGGCUGUU